UCAAAGUUUUCGAGUGACGUCUCUGUCGCCGAUUGGCUGCAUUUCGGGGUAUGCAAAUGAGGGCGUGAGGAGGGUGGGCUUGUGGAGACGAGUAGGUGACGUCAGUUCCCCCGUUCGCACAGAGCGAAACAAACAUGGCGAUAGACUCGAGUGGACUGGGGUUUACGCUAACUUUAUUCGUCUUUUCUUGUGUUUUUGCGGGCAGGCAAGCCGAGGCGGCGGUUUCGGAGCCGAGGGGCGUCACUCGGAUACUCGGCAUGAGGCUGGAGAAGAGCGACACGCCGGCCGGGACCACGGAGAGAGGGGUUAUUCAGGUGACCGAGGGCAGCGACAUCCUCUUCAGGUUCUACGGGCUCCACUUGUUUCCAAACAGCUCGGCGCUCAUCAGGUUUACGGAAUUGUACUCCAGUGAUAAAGAGGAUGAUGACUUCGGCACUAAAGACGACUCCAAUAGGACUUGUUCCGAGCACACAAAGGAUAUUGUAGUGAAGGGGGGCAUGGAGGUAAACAGCCACAACACCUCCGGGCUGGUCAGCCUCCGGAUCAAACAGCUCCGCAAGAGCGAGGUCGUGAAGGUGUUCGGCUUGUGCGUCCGCGACAUCCAGGAGGAGGAGGAGAGGUGGUACCUGCUGGACGACAAAGACGGCAGACUGCGCGUGGUGGAGGAGAAGAAGUCCCUGCUGCCCAUCUGGCUGCAGGUGAUCCUCAUCUCCUUCCUGCUGGUGCUGUCCGGCAUGUUCAGCGGGCUCAACCUGGGGCUGAUGGCGCUGGACCCGAUGGAGCUCCGCAUCGUGCAGAGCUGCGGCACCGAGAAGGAGAAGAAGUACGCGCGGAAGAUCGAGCCCAUCCGCAGGAAGGGAAACUACCUGCUGUGCUCGCUGCUUCUCGGAAACGUCCUGGUCAACACCACCCUCACCAUCCUCCUGGACGACCUCACCAACUCCGGGGUCGGCGCCGUGGUCGCCUCCACCAUCGGGAUCGUGAUUUUUGGAGAGAUCGUCCCCCAGGCGCUGUGCUCUCGGCACGGUCUGGCAGUCGGGGCGAACACAAUCAUGGUCACCAAGUUGUUCAUGCUGUUGACUUUCCCUCUGUCGUGGCCCAUCAGCAAAAUCCUGGACUGCGUCCUGGGCCAGGAGAUCGGUACCGUGUACAACCGGGAGAAGCUGGUGGAGAUGCUGAAAGUCACCGAGCCCUACAACGACCUGGUCAAAGAGGAGCUCAACAUGAUCCAAGGAGCGCUGGAGCUCAGGACCAAAACGGUGGAGGAUGUCAUGACGCCGCUCAGCAACUGCUUCAUGAUCCACAGCGACGCCGUGUUAGACUUCAACACCAUGUCCGAGAUCAUGGAGAGCGGAUACACGAGGAUACCCGUGUACGAGGACGAGCGGUCCAACAUCGUGGACAUCCUGUUCGUCAAGGACCUGGCCUUCGUGGACCCGGACGACUGCACCACCCUGAAGACCAUCACCAAGUUCUACAACCACCCGGUCCACUUUGUCUUCCAUGACACCAAACUGGACUCCAUGUUGGAGGAGUUCAAGAAAGGAAAAUCCCACCUGGCCAUCGUUCAGAAGGUGAACAACGAGGGGGAGGGAGAUCCGUUCUACGAAGUGUUGGGGCUGGUCACCCUCGAAGACGUGAUCGAGGAGAUAAUUAAAUCGGAGAUUCUGGAUGAAUCGGAUCUUUACACUGACAACCGCACCAGGAAAAAGGUGGCGCCCAACAAGAAUAAGAGAGACUUCUCAGCCUUCAAGCACGAGAGUGAAUCAAAAGUGAAGAUCUCUCCUCAGCUGCUGCUCGCUGCUCAUCGCUUCCUGGCUACAGAGGUGAGUUUGUUCAGCCCGUCUCAGAUCUCGGACAAGGUGCUGCUGCGAAUCCUGCGCCAUCCCGACGUGAUCCAGGAGAUCAAGUUCAGCGACAGCGACAAGCGCUCGCACCAUCACUACGUCUACCAGAGGGGCAAGCCUGUCGACUACUUCGUCCUCAUUCUGCAGGGCCGAGUGGAAGUGGAGGCCGGCAAUGAGAACAUGAAGUUUGAGACUGGACCUUUCUCUUACUACGGCGUCAUGGCGCUCAGUGCUCCCACAUUGGUGGCUGCACCCCGUCCUCGCCACCUCUCCUUUAAGAGGUUUUCUCUGUUCUCUCGGUUGCCAGGUAAAACAGUUUCCUAUGACUCACUGAGGCCCCCUGCUGCUGGAAGACUCACGCCUACUGAAUUUCGUUCGCCAUCGCACCUCAGCGGGUUGAACCGAACGGCGUCUCUGAGCGGAGCGGACCGGACCGAGUCUCUCUCCGUCAGUGGCAGCAACAGCCAGCUCAACAACAGCAUCCCCUUGCAGCAGUACAUACCCGACUUCUACGUCCGAGCCCUCUCUGACCUGCAGUUUGUCAAGAUCACGCGGGCUCAGUACCAGAACGGCCUGAUGGCGUCUCGUCUGGACAGCACGCCUCAGUCCCCGGAGAGCGGCCACAACACGGCCCGUCUGGAUCAGACCACUCCCCCCGCCACCGCCAACACCACCAUCACGGACCUGGGCGCGGACUCCACCCCGACGGAGAACGGGCCGGACGAGACGACGCUCCUCCUCCUCAACGAGCAGAACUCGCCGCACACAGCCAACCACCACAGCCAGCUGGAAAACAGCAUCUGACCCCCACCCACCCUCCUACCUUCAAAUCCUCCAUACGCCUACGUUUGCACGCAUGCACUACUACGCUCGGAUGUAUGAUGGGGAGGGGAGGAGUGUGUGUGUGUCUGUGUGUGUUUGUGUGAGUGAAUGGGCAUGCAGACACAUGCCAGGCCCAAAGAGACAAGCCAUGUGCGCGUUAAUCAAAACACACAUACACGCAGACAUACCAAAGUGUAUUGUGGGAACUUGCCUCAUCCACUUUGCCAUCGUAAAUAGACUGACCACAAACACAAAGCUAGCUGGUUGAAAGCAAGGAAUAUCUGCAUGUAUGUGUGUGUAUGUGUGUGUGUGCACACACAUGCUCCCACGUAUUAACUGAGGACAAAGAUCUGGAGGACCUGCUCGUCUGGACCAGGAAGUUCCUCCCUCCCUCGCCCCUUCAACCUAAUCGGCGUUCAGAGGCCUUGCCGAUUUCGCAAGUUUCCUCCUCCUGUGUGUGUGUGUGUGUGUGUGUGUGGUGGUGUGUUUUUAAGUGUGUGUGUGUGUUGCUUCCACUUCACUGUCCCCUAAUCAGAGACUCAGGGAGACUCCGACCCCUCCACCCACCACCACAUACAUGCAAGCGCCAUCGAAAGCUGCAAACCAACCCCACCGCAGCAUGUGUAGCACCCUGUACCCCCCACCCCUCCUCCACCCCCAUCCAUACAGCUAGAAGACAAAGACGACCCGAGCAUGUCAGCAAACAAAGUAAUAUAUGUUCCGUAGAAAUUUAUAGUGAGAUAUUUAUUGAUAAAUUCUGUGUGAGACGGACACACAAGACUCCUACUGACUCAUUCUUUUUCUUUUUUUGGCAGGGGGAAGGGGAGGGUUUGGGGUGGUUUUAUACACACAGACCUUUGACAAAUUAAAGGAAAAAAAAAACUUAAAAAAGAAUUCAGCAGAUAAUCAGUAUAAAAAUGGUAUGAAUCACAGUUACCAGAUCCCAACAUGACUCGACAAUAAAGAUUUAUGACUGCCAUCGUCAAAACACCAAACGAGGGAAUAUCUUUUGAAAGACCAGAGUUCAGAGACUUGAGGUGCACUGAAGCACCUUACAAAGACACUUUAUGUUGGUUUUUCCUUUAAUUUGUCACCCAUCUCUCUCUCUCUCUCUACAUAUAUAUAUAUAUAUAUAUAUAUAUAUAUAUAUAUAUAUAUAUAUAUAUAUACAUGUACAGAUAAAAUUUUUCCUUGUUUCCUGGAUAGAAGCAGAAAGUAGCCCAGAGCCUUUAUCCCAGAGUUGUUAAAGAGAUUCAGCGCCGAUAGACAGCCAGUCUGUAUCGUGAUUAAAGACAAUCAAUAUGAUUCUGAUGAAUGUGUUAAAUUAAAUGUGUAGGGUACGUUAACCGAGGCAGCCCUGCUCUCAAACAGCCCCCAUCUCGUGAGGUUUUUUUCUCCCCUGUGCCUCAACAACUGAAUCUGAAAAGACGCAGCAGACAGUUUCAGAGGAAGGGAAUCGUCUUUUUUUUUUAACAGAGGUGAAGAUGUUUUAGAGCUCGGAGACUUCAGUGUGAGUUCUUUGAUACUUUAUAAGAGAGGUUGGCUGAUUUGUACUGUGCAAGUGUGUGUGUGUGUUUUUGUGUGUGUGUAUUUGACCAAAAUGGCCAUCACCAGACUCGGUGGGAACAGAAACCAAAAGAGGGAAGCUUGAUCACCUCCUGACUAGAAAAUACUAUAAGAAAUCGGAGACUUUAUUUAUUCAGUUUAAUGUGUGUGUGUGUAUAUAUUUUUGUCGAUGAAAGGGGGGCAAGAAAUAUGAAUUUUAUUUUCCUCAUUAUGAGAUUUUACAUGUUUAAUGUACCUUUGCAUCAGUGGUUAUGUUUGGUUUUUUUGUUUUUUUUUUUAAAAUCAGAUCUGGGAGAAGGGGUCACUCAGUCACAGCAACUUAAACAUGUAUUGUUGUUUGUAUUUCUGUAGCCAAACACUCCGCUCAAACCUGGCAUCAAGCAACGUUUGUCACUUUCAUUGCAAACAAAUCGUUGUAUAUUACAGUUAUCACAAAGCAUGUUUUUCAGAGAACUGCACACACUCCAGGCAUAUCUUACUGUACAUUCUGAGGAGGUUUUAAAGGAGAAAUCUAUCCCAAAACUCUAAAAUGUUGUGUCUUUUAAUGGAUAUUUUUUGUCUGAUUUAUAGGAGAACCACAGUGGUGUUUAAUAGAUGUUUUUUUGUGAUUUACAACAUGAAAAAGUAAAUGAUACAUCAGGUUUUUGUUUUUAAAAUCAUCAUCACUCGUGUCUUCUUAUUUUUGCGACAUGACUGAUUUAUACACUAACUACUACAUAUACCAGAAUGCAAUGCAGCCUCACAAAACUUUUCAUUUUAGUCUCUCAUCUUCGCUGCUCUGCUGUCAGCAUCGCCGCUCAAAAAACAUGAAUCACAGGUGAAUCCAACGAGCUCUCAUCUGCUCUUUAAAUGUUGUGCAAGGGGAUUUUGGGAAACGUAGGACAUCAGGAGAAGGAGUAGACAACACACGCUGAAGGGAAAUGGGUACACUGAAAACAGUUUAAUUAAAACAAGCAUCUCAAAAAGACAGAUCGUCACAAAUGGAAGAGUUAGUAAAGGUGGAUUUUUUCUGUAAUGUUGCUGCUUUAUGAGAUCAACAACAUCAGAUUCAAACAUGUUUCCUAAUCAUUUAAUUCAGCUUCUGUCAAUGAACGAACACUGUGAAAUUUUGUGAAAGUAAAACUACUGAAGCACUGUUUUGGUUGUACACACUCACACACACACACACACACACACAAAUCUGGUUCAGCUUAUCAUUUGUCUUCUUCAACCAACACAAGCACUCCUUCUGUCCUAAAACAGGAAUUAUCAAGCACUUCUACUUUGUCAGUAUGAAUCUGAAACAAAGGGUGUGACAAAAAUGAUUGUUUCAUUUCUGUUGUUGGAUUAAUUGGAAUAGUUUUUUUGGAUGUUUGAGUCAUCUCAUUUUCUUUCUUGGGAAAGUGUAUUCAUUACAAGUCUUUGCGGGGAAAAAGUAAAAUGAACCAACUGUACUUUUGAGUGAGUAAAUUUCAUGCUAAUCUGAUGAUACAACUAAAUGGAAAUAUACAUUGUGUUUUCAAAUUGCCAUUAACGUAAAACUGUAGCCGAAGAGUUUUCUUGUCAAAUUAACACAUAAAUAGCAUUUGAAGAAGGUACCUGGUGUCCUGAAGUAGCAGGGAUAGUUGAUAUAUUUUUGCAGAGGCACAUAGAAAUCUUUAAUUGCAUCUUUAUAUCACGUGUUUUGAGUAUGAGACAACUUUCUGCCAAAGACACAAUUGGUGAUAAUCGACAUUUAGACAUUUGCUUGAUGUGUUGUGUUGUGGGGCUGAUGUGUCGUAGGUCUUUUGUCCUUUCAACGGUAUGCCAAUAAUUUUUCCUCAAGUUGCAAUUAUUUGAGCUGAACUUUGUCAGUUUGUCUUUUACAUCCAGCUUAUUCAAGUCGUGGUCAGCUUCUUUUAACCCCCAAAAGGUUAAAGGUCGUUAACAGAGGCUGUGAGAGCUUGUUUCUCAACGCGGUGCAACACGGUGUGCCUCACACUGCCUUAAAAACACUUCAGUCUGAGUCAGUUUACCUGAUCCUUCGGUACGUGGCGGUACAAUUCUUUUUUUUCAAUUUUUUUUAAAAACUGGAAAAUGUUAAUAAUUACUCCAACUUAAUUCCAAUUUCAUGACAUCUGAAAUCACAGCAGACUGGAUUUUUUGUAUAAUUAUCAGCAGAGUUAAAUCUCAGUGGGUGAGCCAAAGUUAGCAACUAGCUAAGAAGAAAAUCUGCUGCUUUUGAUUGGUAUUCAUGAUUGUUAGGCAAGUUUGAGAUGUUGUGAUCUAAUAAUGUUUGCGUUUUAUGUGUGGUUCAUUUAAUGACAAACAAAAACUUAAUAAAAUCUAAUUCUGAACAGUCAGCUAAUGCUCAGAGUAUUGACAGGUUUUCAGCAACAAAUUACUCAGGAGGCUAGCUAACUAGCUAGUUUGAAUUUAGCCGAUGUAUUGAGCCAAAAAGUUGCCACAACUCAGGGUGUUCUUAAUUUUGAAACAUAGCAUUUUUCUGGGAUUUAAUGUCCAAAUUCACAUGACCAUGAAGUAAAUGGGUAUCUGCUGACCUGGAUGCUGAAGCUCAAAAAACAGCAUCCAUGAAACUUUGACCACAUGCUAAUGGCUAACCACAUUUGAGACCUCAGUCUUCCUUAUGCUAAUCCAUCAUUUGGUCACAACCCAACGCAACAGUUAAAUUGGUGGAAAAGUUAAAACCUUUUUUUUCACCCGCAGAUUUCUUCCUAAAACAUAUUUUUAUGGUCUCCCUCAAAUAAUAAAACAUUAACCUGGGACCAAACCCAAGUUUAAAUCCAGCAUUUCCACUCAGUAGCAAAUGGAGCCUGUGGCUAAGUAUCAGAUUUCAACUUUGGUUUCACCCCAGGGAAACAUUGUGUAAUUUUGGGAAAACUGCAGGCACCUGUGAGCUCAUGAAAAUACCUUUAAAGAUACUGCUGAUAAAAUGUUUUUACUUUUCCUCUCAGGUUUAUUGAAAGAACUAAGAAUAAGAACGAAGACAAUCACAGGAAUGUAUAGAGAGCUGAGGUCACAUGGGGGUAGGACUGCACAGCAAUAAUGGGAUAUAAUGUCAUUGUUUUGUUCAAAUUUUCUAUCCAGUUCAGGCCCUUUAUCAGAAAACACCAGCAACAUGUUUUUAGAGAGACUAUUAAAAGCAUAAUCCCCGAGAGUAAAAGCUCGUAGUAAGUGACGAAAAUAGCUUUAUUUUGAAACCUACAUGUGUUUCACCCACUGAUGUUUAACACUUCUGCAAACAACUUAUGAGAAUUCCUCUGAUUCUUAGAAAAUGUCUCUGUCUGUGUCAUCUAUCCAAGAGCCAAUCAUUGAGUUCAGAAGAUUAAAACAGCCCAGACUCUUCCUGUUAUUAAGAAUGCAAGCCACAAAGGCCACAAAUUUGCCAAAGUUGCCGGCUGAGUAACUGUCGCAAUGCUGUUACUGACCCAGAUUUCAUAAUCAUUUCAUCACCAUCUGCUUAAUAUGACAGUGUAUUUAUUUAAUUUCACUAUCACCUCUGUACAGAAACAAACAAAUGAUUAAAAAAAAAAAGCUUAAGGAACUUCUUGUCUCACCGUUCUGUUGCCUUUACCUUCAUCUUUUAAUGACUGUACUGGAUUUUUAAAAAGUUCAUUCCUGAAUAAUUUUUGACAAACACACACACACACACUCCCAUUUCAACAGACUAUUUUUGUUCAUUUUCUUGAUUUUUAUGGCUGAGAUUGUUCAAAUGUUCAAAUGUGUAGUUUUUGUUUAUGCCUGUGUACAUGUUGGAGUUUCCCCACCACCACCACCUGCUUUAAAUUGUUGUACUGGGUUCGGGUUCAUUAUGUGUGUGUGUAUAUGUGUGAGUGAAUACUUGUGAAUCAAGUCUUGUUAUUAUUUUUUUUUACCUCAGAAAUACUGUCUGUAAUUGUGGUAAGCAACAAUCUUUUUUUUAUUUGUCAUAAAUUCAAUUUGGGAACAGAGCGAAUGGAGCGACUGGUGUUUGGGGGAAAUAUAAACCAAUUGUCCUUCAUUCUCUCUGGCAUGCUUUAACUUAAAAAAACAAACAACAACAGAGAAACAAGGUGUAAAUACUGUUUUAUAAUUUCUGUCUUAAUGAGUUUUGAAGAUGAAGAAAGUUAUUAAUAAACCUGAGAUAUAUUUCUCUAUGGA
Molecule: messenger RNA, 8354 nt
Organism: Lates calcarifer (barramundi perch)
Lineage: Eukaryota; Metazoa; Chordata; Actinopteri; Centropomidae
Gene: cnnm4b
Product: metal transporter CNNM4
Exons: 9
Coding region: 135-2651 (838 amino acids)
Biological process (GO): magnesium ion transport; magnesium ion homeostasis
Cellular component (GO): plasma membrane
Molecular function (GO): sodium ion transmembrane transporter activity; magnesium ion transmembrane transporter activity
Source: RefSeq, a predicted model, not a curated record